UCUCCUGUGCCAAGGCGGAGAGAUGCGCACACUGAGGACACCGCAGCACAGAAAUGCGCACAGCUCCGAUCCGUACCGGUCUAUAGCUUCACCUGCUUGCACCCCUGACCCAUCUCAACACAAUGGGUUACAGGGAAUAUGGCUAACUUUCACACACUUUGCAUGCCACGGGAAAUGCCCUGCGUUGUCUGGAGAGCUGUGCUGCCGAGCGGCUGAAUUGAGAGCACAAUAACAGAGACUUGAGAGAAGGAGAAGGAGGAGGUGGAGGGGGACCUGAUUCCAGUCAUUUCUAUCCCGGCUCCUCUCCCACUCUGGCUUUGAGAGAUGAUCACGGAGCUGGUGUGCACCGCCGUGGCUGUGGGUCUCUAUCUGAACACGCUGGACGCAGAUUUCUGCUACGAUGACAGCCGAGCCAUCAAGACCAACCAGGACCUUCUUCCUGAGACUCCGUGGACCAACAUCCUGUACGACGACUUCUGGGGCACCCUGCUCACCCACAGCGGCAGCCACAAGUCCUACCGUCCACUCUGCACCCUCUCCUUCCGCCUCAACUACACCCUGCACGGCCUGCGUCCCUGGGGCUACCACCUGCUGAACGUGCUGCUGCACGGCCUGGUCACCGCCCUCUUCACCGCCUUCAGCCGGCCGCUCCUCGGCGGCGGCCUGUGGAGCCUGCUGGCCGGCCUUCUCUUCGCUUCUCAUCCGGUUCACACCGAGGCGGUGGCCGGCGUGGUGGGCAGGGCGGACGUGGGCGCCGCCUUGUUCUUCCUGCUGUCUCUUCUCUGCUACGUGAGACACUGUGGACUCCGCAGUGGGACUUUUCAGAGCAGGCGAUGCGGCGGCGGCUCGGUCGCCUGCUGCUGGGGCUGGAUGCUGGGCAGCCUGUGGUGCGCUGCAGCCAGCAUGCUGUGGAAGGAGCAGGGGGUGACGGUGCUGGCCGUGUCCGCCGUGUACGACCUCUUCGUGUUCCAGAGGCUCCGCUUUCGCCAGGCGCUCCUCCUCCUACUGGGAAAGAGAAAGAACAUCAGUGUUGUGCUGAGUCUCGCCGUGCUCGCCUCCUGGGGAGUGAUCCUGCUGUCAGCUCGCCUCUACUGGAUGGGCAACAAGCCUCCCAACUUCUCCAACUCUGACAACCCCGCGGCCGACUCGCCACAUUUCCUUACCCGGACGCUAACGUUCCUCCACCUGCCGGUCACCAACGCCUGGCUGCUGCUCUGCCCCGACAAGCUCAGUUUCGAUUGGUCCAUGGACGCUGUUCCCUUGGUCCGGUCCUUGGUGGACUGGAGGAACCUUCACACUGUUGCCUUCUAUGGUGGAUUUAUCCUCCUGGGUUUGUUCGGCCUUCGCGGCCCCGUCUCCAAAGCCAAGGAGACCAACGGGAAAGCCUACAUCACCAAUGGGAAAUCAAUCACCAAUGGGAAUGGUUACCACGCCCCUGACGCAAACCAUAACACAGACCAGGGGCCGCCAAAGACCGCCCUGAACGGGUCAGCUGGACUCCACCACUGCCCUCCACGGACGUCCCUGCCCCCGACAGAAAACCUAGUGCUGUUUUCGUUAGGCGUCCUCUCAUUGCCUUUCAUCCCAGCCACAAACCUCUUCUUUUAUGUAGGUUUUGUAAUCGCGGAGAGGGUGCUCUACAUCCCCAGUAUGGGCUUUUGUUUACUGGUUGCUGCUGGUGCGAGAACCUUGUUCGUGCGACUGAGGACUAGAGGCUGCAAGGCCUUACUGUUGAGUCUCUGUACGGGACUAGUGCUGCUGAAUGGGCUCCGAACUGUUCAACGAAACAGGGACUGGAGCAACGAGGAGAAUCUCUACAAGUCUGGGAUUAGUGUGAAUCCUGCUAAAGCCUGGGGAAACCUGGGGAACGUACUGAAGAACCAGGGCAAGAUGGCGGAGGCGGAGAAGGCAUACAGAAACGCGCUGCACCACCGAGGGAACAUGGCUGACAUGCUGUAUAACCUUGGCUUGCUGCUGCAGGAGAAUGAGCGUUUUUCUGAAGCACUGCAUUAUUACAAACUGGCCAUUGGGAGUCGGCCAACACUGGCAUCGGCCUACCUGAACACAGGAAUCAUCCUGAUGAACCAGGGCAGCCUGGAGGAGGCCAAACGCACCUUUCUGACUUGUGCCGACAUUCCCGAUGAGAACUUGAAGGACCCGCACGCCCACAAGAGCUCCGUCACCAGCUGCCUGUACAACCUGGGAAAACUGCUCCACGAACAGGGCCAGCAGGAGGAAGCCCUGUCUGUUUAUAAGGAAGCGGUACAGAAAAUGCCCAGACAGUUUGCACCACACAGCCUUUUCAACAUGAUGGGAGAGGCCUACAUGAGGCUGAACCGGCUGGAGGAGGCGGGCCACUGGUACAGGGAGUCCCUCAGGGCUAAACCAGACCAUAUCCCCGCACACCUCACCUACGGAAAACUCCUGUCCAUCAUUGGGCAGAAGACGGAAGCGGAGAAGUACUAUCUGAGAGCUAUUCAGCUCGACCCGACGAAAGGAAACUGCUACAUGUACUACGGUCAGUUUCUGCUGGAGCAGUCUCGUCUUGGCGAGGCGGCUGAGAUGGCGGAGCGAGCUGCAGAGCUGGACAGCUCCGAGUUCGAUGUGGUCUUCAGUGCCGCUCACAUGCUCAGACAGGCCAGUCUUAAUGAGGCGGCGGAGAGGCAGUACGAGCGUGCAGCCGGCCUCAGACCAGAUUACCCGGCUGCUCUGAUGAACCUCGGUGCCAUCCUCCACCUGAACGGGAAACUUCCCGAAGCGGAAGCCAACUACUUGCGCGCACUUCAGCUCAAACCUGACGACGCCAUCACCCAGUCCAACCUGCGCAAGCUGUGGAACAUCAUGGAGAGGCAGGGGCUCCGGAGUAAAGCCUGGGCUCGGGAUUUAGAAGACAGACCUUUGAACUGAGAGCUGCUGCACUGCUCUCCUUCAUGAUGACGUGGCGUGUCCUCCAAAGAGUGGAGCAGGACAGGAUAUGAAAGAGCUAGAGGCUAAAAGCUUCCUCUACGAGACAGGAAAGACAAAUUCCUUUAGAAUUGUGGCCUGUGAUGCUUGUGGAAGACAGUUUGAGGCUUGGCAGUGUUUGGGAUUGAAGAUAGUGCAGCCUGAUAAUCCAUCACCACCUGUGCUGCUUUAUGGUGGCGCAAACGACUAAUGUCACCUUUAUUCUUAAAGUUUAUGAAGAGAUGCUAUGUCGUUACAUGAUGCACUGAAAUAUCUGCAAAAUCCCCCCCCCAAAAGAAAAAAAACUAAACAAAACAAGUCCCAAAAAUCUGCUGAUUUUUAUUUCACCAUCAAUAAAAAAAUGGGUUUGUUUUAAAGCACUUAAUUUGAAAGAGGAUGUAGCAAAAGUAUUUAAAUAAUAAUUUCUGCUGGUUUGUGCAAAAGGGGGGAAAAGUUGUAUAAUCUCUUGUGGCUGCAGAGGAGGCGGAGCAAUGUCCGAUAAAACGCCUCAGGUGAUGUCACUUGAGUCAGCGUCAGUGCCGUGAGCUUCCUGUAGCCUGCUCCCGAUCUCUCCUAGAGGCUAGCCACUUGAGGCUAGCUGCUACUAGCAUAACGUGCACACAUUUCUGUCUGAACUGUCGGCGAGCGAGAUGCAUUGUGGGUACUGUAGGCACCGGGUUUUGACAAGAAAGAAGACUGCGGGAUAAAAAAAAAGACCUAGUUCUGCUGCAUCGAUUUUGAUCGUUUUUCUCUUAAAGGGACAGUUCACCCCAAAACAAAAAUACAUUUUUUUUUUUCUUACUUAGCAUAAUCCACAGAUCUUGUUGUGAGGAGUUUCAUGUUGUAACUAUAUUAAAGAGGAAAUCAUUCCGACAUGUAACUGUUUACAUGAGGUGUGUGGAUUAGAUCGUAUGUGUAAUUAUUAUUUUUGAUCUGAUUUCAUGGGGUGCCAGCCAGGAAAAAAGAUAUUUACCUUAAAUUUAAAACAAAUUGCUCAUACAACCUUAACAAAAAGUCAUCAUUUGUAGGGAAAGACCACAAACACAGCUUUGUGGAAGUGUAUUAACAUAAACAAUGGCCAAAUAGUGAUAUUUAGUCCAACAGAAUACAAAUUAUAUUACGGCAAAAAGUGCUUAAUUGUUUAUUUCCUGGCCGAAACAGUGAAUAGUUCAAAGUUAAAUUCAAGAAAAGGGAGACAUUACAUAUCUCCAGUGCUCAAAAAUCUAGCUUGAUAAAUAGCACUACAAGUAAAAGGAGAAAAACAUAUUUUUUGGGGAGAAAUGUCCCUUUAAACUGUCUAUUUUGAGGUUGCGAUGCAAAAUCUGUGCACUCUUUUUAAAAACUAGAAAUGCACACCUGGAUUAUUUUCCCUCAGGGUGCUCUCGCCUUCACCUUUCACUCUUUUCACGGUAACAUUAAAAGCAUGCCGGUGCUCAGGCAUCUUCAGGUACCUCCCUCUAACAGAGCUGUGUAGUAAGUCGCUCCAGCCAAUUAAAAGACCAGUUUAAGCAUCAUGCAUAGCCAAUUCCCAUUCUGUUUGUCCGAGUCACUGAAGAUUGUUUGCACCUGGUGCAUUGUAAAUGCUUGUGACUGUAAUAAAAAGAAAAAAGAAAACAGAUCAUGAGAAAACUCUCAGCGGUGCCAAAGCUUGAACUGAGUCUUUACGCCUCUCGUGCCAAGCAAGAACUGAAAUGUGUCGUGUUCCUCGUGUCGAACGAAGAUGUUUCAUUUCAUGUGAUCGAACGAUCAAACUUAAUUUAUUAAUACAUGUUAUUUUAUGUGAAAAAGCCAACACUGUGCCGUCGCUGUCACAGUAGCCCACCCUGUCUGAAUCCUCCACUUAGAUAGGCUACAGUAGGCAACAUGACAAUUACAUUAAAAUGUUUUUUUUAUGUGUAUUUUUUUUUUUUUUUUUUUUAUCUCUCUGCUCAGGGACAUCAGGUUGUGGUUCCUGUCACAGAGUGGCUUUGUGACACAGAGAGAGCUUCUUAAAAAUGAAUUUAGAUGUUUGUUUUUUUUAUGAUUGUGAUGUUAAAUUAUAGAAAAUGUGUAGCUGAAAAAUGUGUUG
This is a messenger RNA of Centropristis striata (black sea bass), 5011 nucleotides long. RefSeq names its product transmembrane O-mannosyltransferase targeting cadherins 2a (gene tmtc2a). The record is from RefSeq and is a predicted model, not a curated record. Lineage: Eukaryota; Metazoa; Chordata; Actinopteri; Perciformes; Serranidae. The transcript is spliced from 12 exons. Gene Ontology annotation, biological process: protein O-linked glycosylation via mannose. Gene Ontology annotation, cellular component: endoplasmic reticulum membrane. The coding region runs from base 325 to 2907 and encodes 860 amino acids. Gene Ontology annotation, molecular function: protein binding; mannosyltransferase activity.